Molecule: messenger RNA, 634 nt
Organism: Triticum urartu
Lineage: Eukaryota; Viridiplantae; Streptophyta; Magnoliopsida; Poales; Poaceae
Source: RefSeq, a predicted model, not a curated record
CUCCAAGCACUGCUCCUCCUUAGAACCACAUCUUGAUAUCUCAAGAAUGAAUCUAGCUGUGGAGAACCAGGGUGCCGGUUUAGUUGUAUAUGAAGAUGUUCUGUACAUAACCAAACCAUGUGAUAGCUGGAAGGGGAUUGCCAAGCAAACUCUCCGACGAUGCAUCCAUGGAUACAGUCCUGCCCGCAGGGUUGCAUGGGGUAUCGAGCAUGGGGGUAGGCGUUUCCUCGGCUGUCCUCUAGAUGGAGAUGAAUGUGCAUGGACAUGUUGGGUUGAUCCUAAGAAUGCAUCUCCAAUGAAGAACUACCUGGCUAGCCUUCAUCUUGACAUGGAAAAUACAAUGGUCAAACUAGAAGAUGCCAAUGAAGAGAAAAGUAACCGAGAGAACUUUUUCCUUGUAAAGAAUAAGCUGCUGAAUGAUCGAUUGCUGUCCAUUACUGCUGAGUCAAAGAAGAAAGACUACGUAAUACUAUUGUUGAUUUCAUGUCUUGUGAUAAUCAUUAGUGUUUACUAUCAGUGAACCUCUUUUAUAGCUCAUUGUACUAUUAUUCAGCACCAGAUUUCAUGCUUCUAUGUACUCGCUUCAGUAUCAAUACAUUUCAGUAUUUCAUAUAAUGAAAAAACAAAUUAUAUA